ACCAAAGGUAUUCAGAAACAUUAGAUAGUAAACGUGAAUCUCCUAUAAUAUAUAUACUUUAACAUAUAAUAUUUAAACAUUGAAUGUAGUUCCGCUCCAAACUAUCCUGUGUUGACACUUUGGGCCGAGAGAGCGUUAGUUCUCGCGAGAACCAACGCCCCUGUUCUCGCGAGAGCAGAGCGUUGUUAUUGCUACAGGUUAGCAUAGCUAGCACGCAGCCAAGCUAUCGUGAUAUCAGCAGUCUUUCUGAACGGUUGGGAGUGCGAUGAAUGUAUUCGGAGCCCUAGACGAGGCAGACAGGCCACGGCAUCACCCUUUCCUAAUAGGGGUCAGCGGAGGAACCGCCAGCGGCAAGUCAACAGUUUGCGCCAAGAUCAUGGAGCUCCUAGGCCAAAACAAGGUGGACCGCCGGCAGAGGAAGGUGGCGAUUAUCAGCCAGGACUGCUUCUACAGGGUCCUGACUCCAGAGCAGAAGGCGAAGGCGCUGAAGGGCCAGUACAACUUUGAUCACCCAGAGGCGUUUGACACCGAGUUAAUGUAUGAAACCUUGAAGGACAUCGGGGAGGGAAAGGUGGUUGAAGUUCCAACGUAUGACUUUGUCACUCAUUCCAGGUUGGAGGACAGGAUCACAGUUUACCCAGCAGAUGUGGUCCUCUUUGAGGGGAUCCUGGUCUUCUACCCCCAGACAGUGCGUGAUAUGUUUCACAUGAAGCUCUUUGUGGACACAGAUUCAGACGUCAGACUGUCUCGCAGAGUUCUGCGGGACAUGACGAGAGGGAGAGACCUGGAGCAGAUUCUCACGCAGUAUACAACAUUUGUCAAGCCUGCCUUUGAAGAGUUUUGUUUGCCUACAAAGAAGUAUGUAGAUGUCAUCAUUCCAAGGGGAGUUGACAAUAUGGUGGCCAUCAACCUCAUUGUACAGCACAUCCAAGAUAUCCUGAACGGUGACAUGUGCAAAUGGCGUGCGUCCAUAUAUGGCCACGCACAAGGCUUCAAACGGGCUAUUUCUGACCCGGGCGACCUGCAGAGCGGGGCCUCAAAUCCUUCAGGAAAGAGGGUCCUGCUGGAGCCCAGUUGUCGGCCUCAUUGAGACUGUGUGGACGCAUGGGGUGGACGGACGGGUGGGUCCAGACUGUGAAUAUAAGCUUUUGAGUUGGGAUUGCUGCGACGGGUCAGUAGCUGUGAUGCCCGUCUCACCUUCUGCAGCAGGUUUUUUGUUCGUUAAGUAUCCAUUCAGUGCUGCAACCUCUUCAUAAUUUCACUUUAAUUAUUGGUCCAUAACCAAUAUAAUAGAUGCUUGUCACAUGUAAAAGUCUUCCAAGAUAGUUUGACUUUGGUGACAUGACCCGUUACUAAGCUGUAUGGUAAUGACAUGAGGGUAGGAAGCAUUAUUUAAAUGUUUCAUUUCAGUCAUGCUUUUGCACUUUGACUAUCUAUAUAUACAUAUAUAUAUAUAUAUGCGCUUAUGUUUAUUAUAGGAAGAUUAUGUUUAAAUUCCACUAACCUUUUAUCUCGCUGCUUUCCCAGUUUGUUUUAACUUAUUUAAGUCUAACAUUAGGCCAGGUGGCUGUAGCGGUGUCACACUUUGGUAAUUAGUGCUUCCUUUUAAUACAUGCGUUCGUUUUCCACUGAUUUCUGUACAACAAUAAAUGGAAAAGUGUAAGUGUUAUUUGACAAUGAAAAUGAAGCUUCUGACCAACACAAGGUGUAUAGAAACAGAGCUGUUUGUUUUAUUGGGAGUUUGAGAGCACAGUGUGAUGUGUUGGUUUGGACUAUUACCCCGAGAGGGAAUCAAUGAUUUACUACAGCACAGUUUGGAAUGACAAACACACAAGUCACCGAGGACUUCAGUCACACAAAACACUCUUUCACACACAGACAUGGCUGGGACGUGAUUGUGAUUGCCUGGUGGUUCUCUACACUUGAACACGGCACACAAUUAUUCAGUAUGACAUACAUAGAUCACAGCAUCUUUAGUAAUUUAUCUUUUUUGUGUUUUUUGCUUUGCUUUUUUUUAGUGCACACACGUAUGGCACUUUGGGAGAAGCUAAGCUCUUCUCGUAAGCAUAAACAUCCUUUUUAAGAACAAAAGGAGCACUGUAUAUAAUACAUUUCAUAACCAUACAUGAUUCUUACACAAAAUGUUUCAAAACUCAUCGAAUUCCAGUCUGUAAUGGUCAUCCUCUCUUCCGAGUCCAAAUCCCCUCCCCCCACCCCCCAGCAGCUUCGCGUUGACGUCUCAGUUCAGGGCGGGCCGCUCUUGUGGUUCUGCCGUUUUAGGGGACGUCAUGAGUCAAGGAGAGGGUCGCAGAAGGAGACCAACAAAUGGCACAUACAUAAAAGAAAGAGGAAGGAGCAACUUGGAAAGUAAUGGACCAUUCGGCUCAAUCUCACACACGCAACAGCUCCACUCUAAAACAGAGAGCCCAGGGAGUAGACUUUGGUUAUUUCCGUAGCGUCUCCCCGUCCGCUCUGUGUGAUUCUUCACUCAUCCUCGGGGGCCGGGCUUCUUCUCGCUUCACCAAAGUCACAGAAUCUCUACCCGUCUAAGCGCCGGAGCCACAGUAAUCCCAAAUAUAAUCUCCCAGAGCG
This is a messenger RNA of Anarrhichthys ocellatus (wolf-eel), 2592 nucleotides long. RefSeq names its product uridine-cytidine kinase 1 (gene uck1). Gene Ontology annotation, molecular function: ATP binding; kinase activity. Bases 266 to 1090 code for a protein of 274 amino acids. The transcript has 7 exons. Lineage: Eukaryota; Metazoa; Chordata; Actinopteri; Perciformes; Anarhichadidae. The record is from RefSeq and is a predicted model, not a curated record.